GAGGCCUCACGUGACCGGCGCCGCCGACUCGCGCGCCCCGCUCCCGCGUCGAGCCCGGCGUCGCUCGCCCCCUUCUCGGUCCCUGCUGCCGGGGGCGGCCACGAAGAGUAGGAGGCGGAGGGGGAGCAGGUCUGCAGCUCUGAGGGUCGCGGCGGCGCACUCGCGGCGAGAAUCGGACAGAGGAGGAGACGACGGCAAGGAUAGGCCCAGGAGCAAUGGCGUCCAAAGAGGAGCAAGCAGUAAAAAACCUCAACAUGGAAAAUGCCAACCAGGAAAAUGAAAAAAAGGAUGAAAAGGAACACGAUGCUAGUAAAGGAGAGCCCUUGGCCCUCCCUUUGGAAGCUGGUGAAUGCUGUGUGCCUAGAGGAAAUCGUAGACGGUUCCGUGUUAGGCAGCCCAUCCUGCAAUAUAGAUGGGACAUGACCCAGAGGCUUGGAGAGCCACAGGCAAGGAUGAGAGAAGAGAAUAUGGAAAGGAUUGGGGAGGAGGUGAGACAGCUGAGGGAAAAGCUGAGGGAAAAGCAGUUGAGUCAUAGUUUGCGGGCAGUUAGCACUGACCCCCCUCACCAUGACCAUCAUGAUGAGUUUUGCCUUAUGCCUUGAAUCCUGAUGUUUUCCCUGACGUUAAUAGGGAGACACCUGCUUCCUAAACUUACAUGUUCGUGAUGUACCUUUGUUGUAAACCUUUUGGUGUCAUUCAUUUCUGGUGGGUCUCCUAUUACCAGCUUCUAACUGAAUGUUGUGUUUUUGACCCAGUCUGUAAGUUUCUGUCAGCAGGGAAGUUUUACCUAUUGCAUGGAAAGAUGCUCAUUAUAUAUUGUGAAGUUAAUAAAGCAGUUUAAAAAAACA
Messenger RNA from Equus quagga, 848 nucleotides. RefSeq names its product protein BEX1. Gene Ontology annotation, molecular function: signaling receptor binding. NCBI's taxonomy places the organism in Eukaryota, Metazoa, Chordata, Mammalia, Perissodactyla, Equidae. The record is from RefSeq and is a predicted model, not a curated record. Gene Ontology annotation, cellular component: cytoplasm; nucleus. The transcript has 3 exons. Gene Ontology annotation, biological process: signal transduction. The coding region runs from base 216 to 602 and encodes 128 amino acids.